Pneumocystis murina B123 is the source of this 342-nucleotide messenger RNA. RefSeq lists its product as hypothetical. Gene Ontology annotation, biological process: SRP-dependent cotranslational protein targeting to membrane. NCBI's taxonomy places the organism in Eukaryota, Fungi, Ascomycota, Pneumocystomycetes, Pneumocystales, Pneumocystaceae. The record is from RefSeq and is a predicted model, not a curated record. The transcript has 3 exons. Gene Ontology annotation, molecular function: 7S RNA binding. The coding region runs from base 1 to 342 and encodes 113 amino acids. Gene Ontology annotation, cellular component: signal recognition particle, endoplasmic reticulum targeting.
AUGCCUUUGGUUAAAACUGUUGACGCUUUUCUUAACCUUUCUUACUCACUUCUUCAAGCUUCGCCAGUAACAACUCGAAUUUCAACAAAAUAUCGUUUUGAUGAAGAGUCUAAAGGGUUUUUAACAGUAAAAACAUAUGAUCCGGUUUCUGGAAUUUGUAUUCGAUUUAGAACAGAUCAAGCAGUUGAUGUUAGUCGUCUUUUUUUAGGUAAAUCUAGGUUGGGACAUGUUAUGGCAAAUAUAAAUGUAUCAUUGGAACAAAUGUUGGAGCAAAUGGCAAAUCUGACAGAACAAAAAGUGGUGGAAUCAGGAAAAAAACAUAAGAAAAAAAGCAAGCGAUAA